This is a messenger RNA of Lolium perenne, 504 nucleotides long. RefSeq lists its product as uncharacterized. Lineage: Eukaryota; Viridiplantae; Streptophyta; Magnoliopsida; Poales; Poaceae. Gene Ontology annotation, molecular function: DNA-binding transcription factor activity; DNA binding. The record is from RefSeq and is a predicted model, not a curated record. Gene Ontology annotation, biological process: regulation of DNA-templated transcription.
AUGCCUCCGCGCCGUCGCCCCCCUCCAGCUACCACGGCGUUCGGGCGCGGCCGAUUCGAUGCGGAAAUCCGUUCCGGCGAGGAGCGGAUCCGCCUCGGCACCUUCGACACGGCGCCCGAGGCGGCGCGGGCCUACGAUGCCGUCGCGUGGCGGCUGGGCCGCUCCCGCCGCGCGAUGAACUUCCACGACGUGUUCACGCUGGAGCAGGUGGAGAUGCUCUCGCCGCCGCCGCCGAUGAUCACGCGGGAGCAGCAGCGCCGACAGCGGGAGCUGGUGCAGCGCCUUCUCAUCGCCAAGCGCGACGAGGCGCUUCGCCUUGAAUGGGCGCGCCGCUUCCCGGAGGACGUCGCCGCCACGGCGGCCUUCUACGCGGAGAAGGAGCAGAAGGAGAAGGAGACGGCGGCGGCGAAGGCGAAGAAAAAGAAUGAUGCUUCAGCUCCAUGGAUGAAGAGGGCAAACCUUUUGUUGAGAGAUUUCGGCCAACAAAAAGGUGAUCAGGAGUGA